AUGGAAGCUCCAGUUGUUGAACACCCAAAAAGAGCCUAUGGACCGCAAAACAAUGCAUGCGGAACAUGUGCUAGAGCAAAGGUGAAAUGUAUGCCGUCUGAUCCCAUGGGCGAUAAAUGCUAUCGCUGUCAACGACUUCGAAAAGAAUGCGAACCUCCAAAUAAGCCGAAAAAAAGACUCAAAACUACCUCCGUGGCUGGACUCGAGAAGAAAUUAGAUGAUAUCGUUACUAUUCUGAGUACUUCGAAUCAUAUACCACAAGCAUCAACUGCACAACGUCAAAAUGACAUCCCGAUGAAUACAAAGUCCAUUGAUACACCACACUUACAAUCUCAGAAUGACGUCCCAAUGGAGAUCAAAUCUAUUGAUCCACCACACUUGCUAGACCAUGUCACUGAACAGACCCCAAAUGAUGAGACAUCAAUGUGUUUCGGUGAUGAUCUCAAGACCCCAUCCACUAGCAACUGCGCGAAUACAGAUUUAUAUUCCUCGUCGCUAAAUAUACCUCCCAUAAUCGAUCUUGACGAUGAUUAUGCACAUGCCUUAUUAGCCAUUUUCAAAAGUGACAUGGCUCCAUACUGUCCAUUCGUCCUCAUACCCCCAAAUAUCUCACCUCGCCAAUUCCAAGCAGAGAGACCGUUUUUAUGGAAAGCUAUCAUUACGGCUGCAUCUCACCGAAAUCCGACUUUUCAAGAUGCUUUUGGGAUUCGCUCUUUCGAGAAUUUUAUCACUGAAUUGUUGUUAAGAGGCCAGACUGCUAGUCUAGACAAAUUGCAAGCUUUGCUUGUUCAUCUUGGAUGGUUUCAUUAUCAAUCUAUCAUAAAUAAUCAAACAUUCAAUUUGAUUUACCUUGUGAAGUCGAUGGUUACAACUCUUGGCUUACAACGAUCAUUAAAACAGGGUACGGCUACGUCGAAGGUAUUGGUUGAUGGCGCCCGGCAAGCCAAUAAAGAUAAAUUAAGUAGUCGGAGACUUGAGGAGCUUCGGGCUUACGCAGGAUGUUUCUAUGCCACCUCAAUGAUGCCACCAGGUAGUAGCGUGGAAAGUAUGAGAUACACAGUCCAACUCGAAGAAGCAUGCAAAACGGUAGCCGAAGCAGGAGGGUUACAGAGCGACAUACUUCUUUUCCAUCUAGUGAAGCUGCAACAACUCACGAGGAAGAUCAAACACACAUUCUUCAAUCUCGAAGCGGGAUUCGGUCCUCGUAUCGUUCCGCGAAAGAUGUAUAUGGAUUUAUUGCAGAGAGAACUCGAAAGUUUCAAACAUGAGCUACCAGAAAAUCUCAAGUCCCACUUCCUCAUAUCAAUCAACUACAGCAUUGCCGAAAUCAAUCUCUACGAGGCGGGCUUAAACGAUGCCGACUUCACAUCUGCAGAUAGUCUCGAGCGACUAAGCAUCCUCAACUCCUGCUUAACAUCCGUCAAAUCCUUUCUCAAUGACAAAGUCACCCAAUGGAUAGACUUUUCCAUCGCAGCUGCCUAUACCACCUGGGUCCAAGUCGGCUAUGGCAUUCUCGUCGCCCUAAAACUAUGCACCUGCAAAGCCGACGGCUGGGAUCGAGAAUGCGCCCGCGCAGCCCUAAACAUCCAACACACAAUUAAUUUCCUGAUCGAAAAACUCAAAAAAAUCAUAUCCAUUCGAGGUAGAAGUCCCGAACAACCACAACUACACUCUCAGCCCCAACCCCAAAACCCCCCAUCCAUCUCCAUAACCCCCACCCCCUCAAAAGACAUCUUCGUUCGCUUCUCGCGGCAACUCCUCCGCAUCAAAAGCUGGUACGAAGCAAGCCUCUACCCGCACACCCCCGCCUCAAGCUCCUCACUCGAAGAAGAAAUCACUCAACCCUUCAACCAACAAGACGAAUCAGCCACAGCACCACUAGUGAUACCAGAAAGCUACCUGCAAGAUGAGUUUCUGAUGAGUCUGGAUGAUAAUUUCUGGCUCGCGUUUCCUAGUGCGGAUGAUGGAUUUUGGGAUCUCCCGGAGGUGGCGUUGUGA
Botrytis byssoidea is the source of this 1998-nucleotide messenger RNA. RefSeq lists its product as uncharacterized. Gene Ontology annotation, cellular component: nucleus. Lineage: Eukaryota; Fungi; Ascomycota; Leotiomycetes; Helotiales; Sclerotiniaceae. Gene Ontology annotation, molecular function: zinc ion binding; transcription cis-regulatory region binding; DNA-binding transcription factor activity, RNA polymerase II-specific. The coding region runs from base 1 to 1998 and encodes 665 amino acids. Gene Ontology annotation, biological process: regulation of DNA-templated transcription. The record is from RefSeq and is a predicted model, not a curated record. The transcript is spliced from 7 exons.